AUGUCGAGCAUCAAGGUCCCCACCGACUACAACGCGGUGCUGUACAAGACGCUCGCCGAGGCCGACCCCGAGGUGCAGCAGAUCAUCGAGGAUGAGACGUGGCGCCAGUUCAGCGGCCUCGAGCUCAUUGCGUCGGAGAACCUGACGAGCGCGGCCGUCAUGGAGGCCAACGGCAGCAUCCUCACCAACAAGUACAGCGAGGGCCUGCCCGGCGCGCGCUACUACGGCGGCAACGAGCACAUCGACCGCCUCGAGAUUCUCUGCCAGCAGCGCGCCCUCAAGGCCUUUGACCUGGACCCCAAGAUCUGGGGCGUCAACGUGCAGCCCUACUCGGGCUCGACGGCCAACUUCGCCACCUUCACCGCCCUGCUGCAGCCGCAGGACCGCAUCAUGGGUCUCGGCCUGCCCUCGGGCGGCCACCUGACGCACGGCUACUACACGGCCAAGAAGAAGAUCAGCGCCUCGUCGAUCUACUUCCAGUCGUUCCCGUACCAGGUCGACACCAAGACGGGCCUCAUCGACUACGAGACGCUGCACAAGAACGCCGACCUCUUCAAGCCGCGCAUGCUCAUCACCGGCGGCUCGGCGUACCCGCGUGACUGGGACUACAAGCGUCUUGCCGAGACGGCCAAGUCGCAGCAGGCGCUGCUGAUGAGCGACAUUGCCCACAUCUCCGGCCUCGUCGCGGCCAAGGUGCAGAACAACCCCUUCGAGUACUGCGACAUUGUCACGACGACGACGCACAAGACGCUGCGUGGCCCGCGCGCCGGCCUUAUCUUCUUCCGCAAGGACAAGGACCCGGAGGUCGAGGGCAAGAUCAACGCCGCCGUCUUCCCGGCCUGCCAGGGUGGCCCGCACAACAACACCAUCGCUGGUAUCGCCGUGGCGCUCAAGCAGGUGGCCGACCCGGCGUUCAAGGCCUACGCCACGCAGGUGAUCCGCAACUCGCAGGCCAUGGGUGCGCGUCUCAUGGAGCACGGCUACAAGCUGCAGACGGACGGCUCGGAGAACCACCUGCUGCUCGUCGACCUUCGCCCGCUCGGCCUCACGGGCUCCAAGAUCGAGGAGCUCGCCGACCUGUGCGGCGUGACCGUCAACAAGAACGCCGUGGUUGGCGACACGUCGGCGCUUACGCCCGGCGGCUACCGUCUCGGCACAUCGGCGCUGACGAGCCGCAGCAUGAUGGAGAAGGAGAUGGUCAUCGUCGCCGACUUCCUGCACCGCAUGACGCAGAUCGCCCUGCAGAUCCAGAAGGAGGUGGGCAAGAAGCUCGUCGACUUCAAGAAGGCCGCCAACGCGAGCGAGGACGUCAAGACGCUCAAGAAGGAGGUUGAGGCGUUUGCGACGAGCUUUGCGCUGCCGGGCAUCGACAGCAACAACAUCAAGCGCCCCGCUGGCCACUGA
Messenger RNA from Tilletiopsis washingtonensis, 1404 nucleotides. RefSeq names its product glycine hydroxymethyltransferase. Gene Ontology annotation, molecular function: pyridoxal phosphate binding; glycine hydroxymethyltransferase activity; zinc ion binding. NCBI's taxonomy places the organism in Eukaryota, Fungi, Basidiomycota, Exobasidiomycetes, Entylomatales. Gene Ontology annotation, biological process: L-serine catabolic process; folic acid metabolic process; tetrahydrofolate interconversion. The record is from RefSeq and is a predicted model, not a curated record. Gene Ontology annotation, cellular component: cytoplasm. The coding region runs from base 1 to 1404 and encodes 467 amino acids. The transcript has 4 exons.